This is a messenger RNA of Cynoglossus semilaevis (tongue sole), 3020 nucleotides long. It is a transcript of the gene rab15, whose product is annotated as RAB15, member RAS oncogene family. The transcript has 8 exons. Bases 515 to 1156 code for a protein of 213 amino acids. Lineage: Eukaryota; Metazoa; Chordata; Actinopteri; Pleuronectiformes; Cynoglossidae. Gene Ontology annotation, molecular function: GTPase activity; GTP binding. The record is from RefSeq and is a predicted model, not a curated record. Gene Ontology annotation, biological process: Rab protein signal transduction.
AACAAGAAGUAAAUGGAGGUGAGCGUUACGUUUAUUUCUUUACAUCCUUGAAUACAUCUGUGGAACAAGUGAAGUUUCUGGAAAUGCUGGUCCUUGUGGUGUAACGUCACCAAUGUCACUUCCUGUCCAAUGAGGAAGCUGAAGGGUUUGAAUCAGCUUCACCUGCUUUGGUUCUGAACACACUGACAGCAGGUGCAACCAAGGCCACGCCCACUAGGGAACUGAGGUUUCACAGGUGGAAGACACAGAUGAGUUCUGUCCUGGUCUUCACAAAACCUCUCUCUACAUUCUGGACAUCUGGAAACAUUUUAUUUUACAAGUCUCCCUGACUCUCCUGGUGGCAGGGUGAAAAACUGCAACAGACACGGGCUUCACAGUCACUGUAAGAUGGUGGAACUCCAGGUCAGUUGUUGGACGACGAGACGAGGAAGUGAGAAGAUCAUUAGACUAACACCAGCCGACCAGGAGACCCUGACGACCAAGUGUGAGAAGGUUCUCACCAGCAUCCAACGUUAUGGCCAAACAGUACGAUGUCCUCUUCCGACUCCUGCUCCUCGGAGACUCCGGGGUUGGAAAAACAUGCUUGUUAUGCAGAUUCACCGACAACGAGUUCCAUCCUUCCCACAUCUCCACCAUCGGCGUGGACUUCAAGAUGAAAACACUGGUCAUCGAUGGUAUCAAAGUACGGACACAGAUAUGGGACACUGCAGGCCAGGAAAGGUACCAGACCAUCACCAAACAGUACUACAGACGAGCACAGGGAAUCUUUCUGGUCUACGACAUCACCAGUGAGAGAUCCUUCCAGCACAUCAUGAAAUGGGCCAGCGACGUGGACGAGUACGCCCCUGAAAAGGUGCAGAAAAUCUUGGUUGGGAACAAGUCGGACGAAGUGGACAAGAGGCAGGUGGCCACAGAGCAGGGAGUCAAGUUGGCUAAGGCUUAUGGGAUGGACUUUUUCGAGACAAGUGCCUUCACCAACCACAACAUAACAGAGUCUUUCACGAGAUUGGCAGAACAGGUUCUGGCGGCCAACAGAAAGGACCUGGAUCUUCUGCGGAUGUCUGUGAACGAUGAGCUUGACCUCAGCGCUCUGGAGGAGGAGGAAGGACUUUGUGACAGAAUGAGGGAUGACCAGCAGAAAGGCUGCUGGUGUUAGAGUGACAGCAGGCCUGAGGUUUUCUUGGUCGGUUUAUGUCAUCAAUGCUACAAACUUUGGAGAACAAACAGUAAAAAAAAACUCUGUCAUAGUUUAAGGAAAUGACAAUAUAGUUAUGAAGUGAUGACGAACAAAACUGAUAGUCUGGACUUUUUGAGGUUUCUCACAGUGGCUCGGAGUGUUUACUGUAAGAGUAUGAGCUGCCCUGCCACAGUGUUGCCCCACAGCUAAAUUAAACUAAUCACAUGGUAUUAUUUAACAAUAGUAUGGACAGUUAUGGUGAGUGUCUAAGAGAAGCUGCAGACAGAACCCCUCCUGGUUCCAUCUCUGCACCAACACCAUCCAAUGUACAAAUCCUACCUGGACGGGUUUCUUCUUCUGGAGGUUCUGGCUCCUCUGGAACAGAGGCUGACGUUCCACCACUAUCCUCCAACUGCGUUCUGUUCAAGCAGACACCUUUAAUGUCUGGACUGUCGUCUUGACACAGCAUGUUGAUUGUGUUGUUGGGGGUUUUUUUCAUAACAUUGAUGUGAAUCCUUCAAAAUAAUUGAAUCUUUAAUGAUUUUCUACAGUACGAGUUGUUGGUUGGCACUAAUAUCUCUGUCAACAUCGUGAUGUUCUUCAGAGAUGUUCUCUUCCAGGUCAUUGCACCAUUAGAGGGUUGGAAACAACAACGCUUCUUGAGUUUUCAGCUCGGGUUUCCAGCUGUAGAGAUGAUAUUGACAGGUUUGGAAAAAGCUUAAAAAGUCCAGGUUGGGAUUUCCAAUGCGGAUCAGUCAUAAAAAAGGUGAAGGAGGAUGUUUGAAGGACAGUGGAGAAGACGGGUCUAGCAGAAGAUGUAGUAUGUUUAGGUUAGGUUCUUUAACUUGAAAACAGAGGCACUGCCGUCUCUGGAUGACAGCAUCCAGCCUUCAUCCACACCUCCAGUGUUUCCCUCAAUGUGCACAACAGUAUUAGCACCCGCUGCCUUUUUAACUAAUUGAAUACAAUAACUGUAAUUUACGAGAUCGCCGCAAGAGGGAGCCAGAUUAAUUCCAGAAACGGUUCAUACUGGAUCUGGAUGUAUGAUCUCGUCUGUAUGAUUGUGCAGCAGCUGCUCUUAUUGGAUGAGAAGAUUAUUUUAAACAUAUGCAGCAUUUUAACUUUUGUUACAUUAAUAUUUGAAUGCAGGUUUUGAAGAGUCCACAGGGGGCGUUGUGCAGCUUGAGUCAUCGACUCAUUAAGACAGUGUAUAAGGCUGAGAAGAGCCCUGUAGCAAAACAGUAAGAUUUUUUUUUUAUUUGCUAAUCUUUGUCUUAGGUUAAAGACAUUCAAUGGUUUGGUGACUGUACUAUUCCUUUAUUGUUGUACAUAAUGGAUUCAAAGCAGCAUUUUAAUUUGAAGGCUACUUAAUUAAAGGUACAGUAGUUUGUUGACGUCUAUGGUCAGCUUUGGGGGGUUUUCUGCAAAACAAAAUGUGAAAAAAUGAACUGUUUUUCUACAGUUUACAGUGCUUAUAUACUUUAUUAUAAAUAAUAUUAAAACACCUCAGAUAAUUACACAAAGUAAAAACAAAACAGGUGGUUCAAACAACGGUUUUCCCGGCAGAAGGCAGUAAGUCCACAACAAUAUAAUGUCGUCGGUGGUAUGAUUUGGGUCACGUUAUGCAUGAGAUGAUUUUAAUUUUGUUUUACUGUAACUUCAGUGAAGUUAAUAAAACACACGACAUUGACCAGAGCUAACAGCACAUCAGUAUCACACACGGUCACGGAGUUAGCCAAACAUUUGGACCUUUUCUUAAUGGAUCCCACAUUUGUGGACUGGGCUGCUCUGUGGUUUUUGUUCUACUUUAGAACAUUUGUUGAUGUGUUGUGGACUGGAUCUG